Molecule: messenger RNA, 6097 nt
Organism: Acipenser ruthenus (sterlet)
Lineage: Eukaryota; Metazoa; Chordata; Actinopteri; Acipenseriformes; Acipenseridae
Product: cysteine/serine-rich nuclear protein 2
Exons: 6
Coding region: 1340-2782 (480 amino acids)
Biological process (GO): regulation of transcription by RNA polymerase II
Cellular component (GO): nucleus
Molecular function (GO): sequence-specific DNA binding; DNA-binding transcription factor activity, RNA polymerase II-specific
Source: RefSeq, a predicted model, not a curated record
AUAUAUAUAAACGAUUUGUAAAAAAUAAAAAAGUCAAAUAAAAACACAAAUCGUAUACCCCACAGUAAAGACGUGUUAUAAUUUUUAUUUUUAAAUUUUAUUUAGUAUUUAUCCGUUAGUUUUUGGAAGCAAGCGGACUGUACAGGAACGACAAAGCUCCGGUCAAUGAGAGGGGGGUGUCUGGGAAUUGUAGUUUUUGCUUUUCCUUAAAAAAAAAAAAGAAAAAACUCGAUCGCACGUGGUCCACCGUUAUUUUAACAGUUCGGAGCAACGCCGGCAUUAAAACGCUUCUAUGCUAAAUCUAAUAUCUGCUUCUAUACACUACGUAGCGAUUGCUUUAUAUAAAAAAAAAACAAGUAGGAUUUGUAUGCGUUGUGUGGGCUUGGUGGAACUACAGUUCCCAGCAUCCCCCGGGGGGCCAGCUGGUUCCCGAUACCCGCAACGUCAUCAGGGAGGUAUAAAUGGCAGAGUAACAUUCCAGCCCGUAUUGUUACUUUGGUAACGCCGGGGCAGCUGGAGGGGGUCGGGGUGCCGGUCUGCGGUCGAGGAGUGUGUCAUCAUUUCAUUUGUGUGUGUGUGUUUUGUAACUAAAUAUAUAUAAAAAGCGAAUUAUUACAAGAGUGAACGUGGCGUGGAGAAAUAUAUAUAUAUAUAUAUAUAUAUGUGUGUAUUUUUUAACCCAAGAAUUCCCGUAUCUGCGGAACUCGACUCGGAGGAUUUUUCAUUUUCUCAGGAACGUCAAAGGACUCGGACUGAAAUCAAGGAUUCGUUGCACUUUUUAGAUUUUUUUUUCUUCUUUUUUUUAACUAAUAAAUAUAUAAAUACACCCCACCCACCCCCUAGCUCUCUCCGGUCUGCCCCGGAUCAUAUAACAUUAUUAUUAUUAUUAUUAUUAUUAUUAUUGUCGUCAUUAGUGUUAUUAAAAAAUAAUUGAAUCCUACAACGUGGUGUUUUAAUCGCGUAUUUAAUUUAGUUUUUCUUGUAAUUUACUUGACGUUUACAGUACUGUACUUUUUUAUUUUAAUCAAAAGACCGGUUUAUUUUAUAUGUAAUAUAUAUAUAAUAUAUAUUAUAUGCGUUUGUAAAGCGGUCCACAGCAAUAGGACUCGCCCUGUUAGAAACGCCAUUCUCAGAAAACAGAAAUCCCCACAAACACAAACCAACACUGGAACUAAAUAAAACAACGGGACCGACGCGGGGCGGAACGGAUCUCACAGCCGCCGAGUCGGACGGGAGGCAACUGAUGUGGAGAAAUUCCAAUAAAUAGAAAACGAAACUGUGUCUGUGCCUGCUUCAAUAUCCGUGCUGCUAGAGCUGGAAACAUACAUGCAGGUGGCCGAUGGCGGUGCUGGGCUGUGCGGGGCUCAAGCGGAGGUUCGAGGAGGUGGACAGCGAGUCUCCCUACUCCUCCCCCAAGGACUCCGACGAUGAGGUGUCGAGCAGCGAGAGCGCGGACAGCUGCGACAGCGUCAACCUGCCCUGCAGCGCGCAGUUCACCCCCACCUCGAUCCUGCGUGGUCACAGAGGCUCCUCUCGGAAGCGGGUUCGCUUCGACGCAGUCACAGUGUUCUACUUCUCCAGGCGGCAGGGCUUCACCAGCGUGCCCAGCCAGGGGGGCAGCUCCCUGGGCAUGGCGCGGCACCACUGCGCCAUCCGCCGCUACACGCUGGGGGAGUUCGCCCGCGAGCAGGAGAGCAGCCACCGGCAGGCCCUGCGCCAGCACCUCCGACACGAGAAGCUCCGCGCCAGGAAGAUGAAGCUGACUCAGAACGGUGCAGUGCUGUGCCCGGCCGCGGAGAGCCUCACUCUGGAGGACGUGUCGGACGAGGAGCUGGACGUGGAGGGGCUGGAGGUGGACGACUGCUUCUUCCUGCAGCCGCUGCCCACCAAGCGGCGCCGGGCCCUGCUGCGCGCCUCGGGGAUCUCGCGCAUCGACGGGGAGGAGAAGAGCGAGCUGCGCGCCAUCCGGCUCUCCCGCGAGGAGUGUGGCUGCGACUGCCGGCUCCACUGUGACCCGCAGCACUGCCGCUGCAGCCAGGCCGGGAUCAAGUGCCAGGUGGAUCGCAUGUCGUUCCCGUGUGGCUGUUCCCGGGACGGCUGUGGGAACGUGGCGGGGCGCAUCGAGUUCAACCCGGCGCGGGUCCGAUCUCACUACCUGCACACCCUCCUGAAGCUGGAGCAGCUGGAGAGGAAGAGGCAGCCCCCCGCGCCCCCCCACCCCCCCGAACCCGAGCCCGACAGCCUGGACCGCGAGAACGAGACGGCCGUGCUGCACCUGCAGAGCGCCGAGGAGCUGGAACGCAGGAGAGAGGAGGAGGAGGAGGGAGGGGACAGCCCGGGAAUGUGCCUCCUGGGGCAGGGGGAGGAGGAGGGGGUGAUCCUGCAAGGGGAGCUGCUUCCGGGGGUGCUGUGCUUCACCGAGAGCCCCGACGAGGAGCAGCUUCAACAGCAGCAGCCCCAGAAGGAGCUGCUGUUCUACCAGAUUGAGCCCAGCCCAGUCCUGGAGCUCCGCACUGCUGAGGCAGCCCCUAAAGAGGGGGGUUGUGGAGGAGCGGCACUGGGGGUGCACUGCGGGGCUCCUUCGGACGCGCUACGAGGGUUUGGGGAGCCCCCUGGUGACAACGCUGCCCCCUCCGGGAUCGGGAGCGCCCAGCCGCCCAGCGACGCUGAGGGUUCCUCGUCCGGGGGUGACCAGGGGCUGCCCUCGGAGACCGCCUGCCUGGUCCCCGGCAACGCCUUCGAAGAGGGGAGCGACGGCUCCAUGCUGCCCCUCGACACUUGAUUCAUUGUUAGAGCGCAGAUGUUUUGCACAAUAGCCUAUAGAAAAGCUUCUUGCCUAAAAAAUAAUAAUAAUAAUAAUAUUAAUAAUAAUAAUAAUAAUAAUAAUAAUAAUAAUAAUAAUGACAAUAGUAAUAGUCAUAAUAUAUUUUUUUUAUUUUUUUUUUGAGGUUGGGUUUUAGGAUGAGGUAACGGAACAAGAUACAAACUAGAAAAAGUGUCUGGCUUCUUCAGAGUGGACUGCCAUUACUGGCAAUACGGUUGAGGUAUAUAUGAUAAUAAUAAUAUAUAGUACAGAUAAUUCAAAAGCAGCAAACAUAGCUUCCUACUUUGCUGUACACACAGACACACAGAAAUAUACAGGAGUAUAGAGCUAGCGUUAUGAAGAUCAUAUAUGUAUUAUAAAUAUCCAUAAUAUAUAGGUUUGAAAGGACCUGUAACUGCAGUGUAAAAAAAUGAAAAGGUUAUUUAUUAUGUUCACAAAAGGCAAGUGAUUUGAUAUGAGUAGAUUUAGCAUUAAAAUGCACAUCUGGCUGCCAAAACACUGUGCAAUAAUUUGAAUGCAGCACUACUGCAAUACCUCCAGUACUUGCAGCAUGACUUCACAGUACUACAAGGGCGUGUGCCCAGCGUGGUGCAUCCCAGUGAAUUGCAGUAACACUGCAGGGGCGGGGUUUGAGGGUUAGGGCAGUGUAGUGACCUCAGAGCAGUUCUGGUAGAGCCAACUGGAUCUGCCACAGAAAGGGGUUCAGAGUGCAUUAGCAGCGGUGUUUGCCAACUGCUCCUAAUACCAUUUUCAACCACCAGGUGUCACUCUUGGGACAUUCUGGGUGUUGCUUAACCCCUUAAAUAACAAAUUAAUUUCUUACAAAAAGAAAUCAAUUUAAACUCCAUCUGUAUUUAUUUAUGUAAUCUGAUGCAUUACACAUAGCCUUAACUAGAGUAAGUUAUCAUAACACAUAUAGUUAAAGAGAAUAUUAAAAUAACAAUAGAUGCCAGUUAAAAAUGCUAAAAAAAACUACAACGUAGCCUAAAAUGGGUAAAACCCACAAAACAUUAUUAUUAUUAUUAUUAUUAUUAUUAUUGUUAUUAUUAUUAUUGUUGUUGUUGAUGUAUAGUUUUUAUUAUGAAUAAUGUAUGGCACAUCAUGGACCAAGUGCUCUCUCUCCUGUCUGUGUUUUGAAGUGUCAUUUAUUUUGAAAUGACACAACCAGUUUUGUCCUUUGCAAAGGCGCUGUUUCUAGGGUUACAUUCAACCUUAAUUCUGUUUUUAUCUGGUAGUUUCUUGUGAUGAAGGAAAAAAAAACAAAACAGCUGUUCUUUUCUCUGCUUUUUAUUAUUGAUGUUAUUAUAAUUUUGUACUGUAUUAUAUUCUAAUAAUAAUCAUAAAUGUGUGUGUUGUAAACAGGGCUGUAGCUGCCAGAUAGCCUGGGUCAGACCAUCAGGGGCUAAUACAAAGGGGUGCCAAAUCAUUUACAAUAGCUUGACCCAAGGCUCCAGGUCAAAUUCUGGAGGACAGCUCCCCCCGAUUCUUACUCCAGUGGACCAGUCCAGUCCUAGUCUGAGUGUUCUGUUUCCAUUGCCCACUAUUACACCACAUAUACAAGCAUUAUAUGAUAUACUAUAUUGAUGAAAAUGAAUAAGGUGCACAGAUUUGAGUGUCCGUUCUUACAACAGAGACUCCCAUUGCAGAGCCACUCCGUGUUUUACUGCGAGCUGGUAAAGGCCACCCUGAUCUUUCAAUCUCUGAGAUGGGUCUAAUCUCAAACUGAUAGUAAAACCUGGACCGGCUCUGUCUGUUCUGAAAUGGGAGUCUCCCUGCCUUCCCUGUCUCCAGUUUGUCUUGUUCGUUUCCUCGAGGUCCAAUCCAGCUUUGAAUUAGACUGCACAUGAAAUAUUUGAAGCCAUGUGUUAAGGGUGAGCUUCAGUAGAUAGUAUUAUGGAAAUGGCAUUAGCUUACUGUUUAAGUACAUUGUGUAGUUAUGUGUUUGUCUGCAACAGUGUACUAAAAACUGGAUGGCUUUUAAACUCCCAUAAAGAAAGGAGAUUAAAAUGUACAAGCAUUUCUCUCUGAAAGUCUGCAUUAGGAGUCUCCAUUUCUGUUCAAGCCUAGGGCAGGUAACAGGCGUUCAAAAAGUGAAGGACAAUUUAAACUGUGAUGACUUUUUUCGUGUGUUAAUAAUAAUAAUAAUAAUAUAUGUAUAUUUUUUAAUUAUUAAUAUUAAGAAUUCUAAGAAGCUGCUUGUUUUUUUGUCUAAGGCGAUCCCAUGUUUUUUUGUUUUUUAAGGGAGUCUUUAUACUGAAUCCCUGUUGUAGGGCUGUGUGAGCUGUUCUGUGUUCUCAAGGAACUUGUUUGUGUGUAACUAACAAUGAGGCUUGCGCUGUCUGUUUUUGCAUUACAGCAAUGCUGCUGGCAAGGUAGAAUCGCAAACCCUGUGUUAUUUUCUUUCUUUCAAACUGCACAAGAGGGGUCAGAAACACAAAUAAACUUCAAGAAUGCUGUAUGAUUGAAUGUUAUUAUUAAUAAUAAUAAUAAUAAUAAUAAUAAUAAUAAUAAUAAUAAUAAUAAUAAUAAUAAUAAUAAUAAUGAUGAUGAUGAUGAUAAUAAAAUGACAAAGCAUGGCAUGCAAUCUGUCCAGCCUGGAGAGUUUAAGACAAAUGCAUAAAUACUAAUUAAAAAUACCUGCACACACACACACACACACACACACACACACACAUACACACACACACACACACACACACACACACACAUAUAUACAGCAGUGUGAAAAUAUAUCAGAGCACCUCCUUGCUUCUGUAGUUUUGAUUUGUUGGGCGUAUGAAAAUCAAACCACUGGAACUGAAAAUCUUGGAAAAUGGUAAAAAUAUAUAUAUGCAAAUUAGUGAUUGUCCAGUAGUGUAAUUGAUAACUUUAAUUGGCCAUGCAUGUAAUUAACUUAAAAUAAUAAGAGAAAGGGAACACGUAGCCACAAAUGAGGGGGGAAAAUGCACGAGACUUUUUAGAAGUUGUUUAAUGGAAAUUCUCACGCCCAGAGGUUUGCAUGCAGGCAGGUAUAGGAAGGAUGUAAAUGACAAAUCUGGAGGUGUUCUGAUAAAUGUGCACGCUGCUGUGUGGGUGCGUGGGUGCGUGGGUGCGUGCGUGGGUGGGUAAAUGUAAAUAGUUGAGCAGGUUGGUGGAGAGAUGAAAGGAGAGGAGACGGCAGCGUGUGUACUGUACUGUGAAGUUAAACAGAGAGAAGGCGCUCAGUUACUGAAUCACUAAUUUCACUAACCGCGGCUCAUUAAAGCGAUACAGAACCCUUAAAAAAAAAAAAAA